AUGGAUUUUACACUGGAGCCCAACGUGACAGCACUAACGGACUACUACUAUCCUGACCUUAUCUCAAGCCCCUGUGAAGGAGAACUUAUCCAGAGAGAUAGCAACCUUCUCCUUGCCGUCUUUUACUGCCUUCUGUUCGUAUCCAGCUUUCUGGGAAACAGCCUGGUCAUCCUCGUCCUCAUCACCUGCAAGAAGCUGAGGAGCAUCACAGAUGUGUACCUCUUGAACUUGGCCCUGUCUGACUUGCUCUUCGUCUUCUCCUUCCCCUUCCUGACCCACUAUCGCCUGGACCAGUGGAUCUUUGGGAGCGUCAUGUGCAAGGUGGUCUCCGGGUUCUAUUACAUCGGCUUCUUCAGCAGUAUGUUCUUCAUCACGCUCAUGAGCGUGGACAGGUACCUGGCCAUUGUCCACGCCGUGUAUGCCAUGAACGUGAGGACGGCCACUGUGGGCACUGUCCUGAGCUUUGCAGUGUGGCUGACGGCCGUCGUCGCCACCAGCCCGCUGCUGGUGUUUUACCAGGUGACCUCGGAAGACGGCUUUCUGCAGUGCUACCUGUCUUACAAUCAGCAGACGCUGAAAUGGAAGAUCUUCACCUACUUUGAGAUUAACAUCUUAGGUCUGUUGAUUCCCUUCACCAUCCUCAUCUUCUGCUACGUGAGCAUCCUGCACCAGCUGAGGAGGUGCCAAAACCAGAACAAGACCAAGGCCAUCAGGCUGGUCCUCAUCGUGGUCAUCGCGUCUCUGCUCUUCUGGGUCCCGUUCAACGUGGUCCUCUUCCUCACCACCCUCCACAACAUGCACGUCUUGGAUGGGUGUGUGAUGAACCAGCGGCUGAUUUACGCCACUCACGUCACAGAAACCAUCUCGUUCAUUCACUGCUGCGUCAACCCCAUUAUCUAUGCUUUCCUGGGCGAGAAGUUUAAGAACUACCUCUCAGAAGUGUUUCAGAAAAUCUGGAGCCCCUUCCUUGUCUGUGUGGGGAGACAAGUCUUCAAAGAGGGCUUGGAUAGGUCAUCAUCUUGCCAUCAGCAGUCGUCUCGUUCAUCCAGCGUGGACUACAUUCUCUGA
Messenger RNA from Elephantulus edwardii (Cape elephant shrew), 1068 nucleotides. It is a transcript of the gene CCR8, whose product is annotated as chemokine (C-C motif) receptor 8. The record is from RefSeq and is a predicted model, not a curated record. Gene Ontology annotation, molecular function: C-C chemokine receptor activity. Gene Ontology annotation, cellular component: membrane. The coding region runs from base 1 to 1068 and encodes 355 amino acids. Gene Ontology annotation, biological process: immune response; chemotaxis; positive regulation of cytosolic calcium ion concentration. NCBI's taxonomy places the organism in Eukaryota, Metazoa, Chordata, Mammalia, Macroscelidea, Macroscelididae. The transcript has a single exon.